Messenger RNA from Macrosiphum euphorbiae (potato aphid), 219 nucleotides. NCBI's taxonomy places the organism in Eukaryota, Metazoa, Arthropoda, Insecta, Hemiptera, Aphididae. The record is from the annotation of a GenBank genome assembly.
AUGGGAACGAUUUACUAUAAUUUAAAAUUGCGACAAACCCAUUUAGAUCAGCCUAUGAAAAUAAUUGAUAAUAAUAUGGUGAACGGUGUUUCUAAGAGGACAUCUGAUUUGUGUACAUCGCCAGACUAUGCGACGAUUAGAAGACAUUUUACAGGAGUGAUCGAUGCUAUGUUAAACAGUGUUUCUAAUUGUACAUCUUACAUUUUGACGGGGGUCUAG